GGGAUCAAAUCAAUCGCUCUCCAGGACAACUCAGUUCAAUCGGGUCACAUAAAUCUCGCCCAACAUGGUCGGCUCUAUCCUCCGCCAAUUCUUCUCCCCGGCGAUCCGGCGUCCCCUCGCUACGGCCAUCUCAACACCACCCAGCCGUCUUCUACAACCGUCCCUCCGAACAUUCACCACCACAACACCCCGCGCUUUUGCUCCUACGACCGCUCGCCCCGCGACUCUGAACCAGGUCCUGCGUGGAAUUCGAAAGGGAAAGCGCGCUCGUCACGCUGUUUCUCCUGCUCUAUCCAACACACACUGCCCAGCUCUCAAGGGUGUAUGCCUUCGAGUCGGUGUCGUUCGACCCAAGAAGCCCAACUCCGGUGAACGAAAGACUGCGCGUGUGAAGCUCUCCACCGGAGCUGUUGUUACGGCGUAUAUCCCUGGUGAAGGACACAAUAUCCAGCAACAUAGUGUUGUUCUUGUUAGAGGUGGUCGUGCGCAAGAUUGUCCUGGUGUGAGAUACCAUCUUGUUCGAGGCGCUCUGGAUUUGGGUGGUGUUGCGAGCCGAACGACGAGUCGCAGCAAGUACGGCACCAAGAAGCCCAAGAAGGCUACUGUUGGUUAAGCGAAUCCUUAAAUAAUGAACUAGAUGCGCGACUUUGGUUAAACGAUCGAUGGUAAAGCAACGGGAUUAGAACCGUGUCGAUGAUAUAGACCAGGCUGACACCAUGUAUUGAUAUUGUACACUAUUUCAAGCAUUUUUUUUUUAAAAAAAAAAAGAAAGGCGACGAUCCGAA
Messenger RNA from Fusarium graminearum PH-1, 785 nucleotides. RefSeq names its product 30S ribosomal protein S12. The coding region runs from base 65 to 613 and encodes 182 amino acids. Lineage: Eukaryota; Fungi; Ascomycota; Sordariomycetes; Hypocreales; Nectriaceae. The record is from RefSeq and is a predicted model, not a curated record. Gene Ontology annotation, biological process: translation. Gene Ontology annotation, molecular function: structural constituent of ribosome. The transcript is spliced from 2 exons. Gene Ontology annotation, cellular component: small ribosomal subunit; ribosome.